AUGAUGCAAAUACAGCAGCAGCCAGGGCAUCAUCAGGGCCAUCAAGCGCCCCCUCCUCCACCACCCCAUCCCCAUCAGCAAGCCGGCCACUUCCCAUCAUCAGGUCAUGCCAUCGCGGCCGCAAAUGAGGCAGUAUGGCUGCAGAUCGGAAGCUGUUCCGAGCUUCUACGCGUCCCAGACGAGGCCAUGCACGCUUACGAGCGCGCGCUAGGGGCCAACAACAACUCCAUCCCAGCCAUGAAUGCCAUCGGCAUGCUGCUUAAGGGCCGCGAGGCGUAUGACAAGGCGCUGGAAUACUUCAGGGCUAUCACGCAACUCGACCAGACAAAUGGAGAGGCUUGGGCAAAUCUUGGUCACUGCUACUUGAUGACGGAAAAUUUGCAAAAGGCCUACGAUGCGUACCAGCAGGCGCUAGUAAAUCUUCGAGAUUGCAAGGACCCAAUGCUGUGGUACGGAAUAGGUAUACUAUACGACCGCUAUGGGAGUUUUGAAUAUGCCGAAGAGGCGUUCGGCCAAGUCAUGCAGUUCCAGCCCGAUUUUGAAAAGGCGAACGAAAUAUACUUCCGCCUUGGUAUAAUUUAUAAGCAACAGUCAAAGUUUGCACAAAGUUUAGAUGUUGGUGACCCAAUCCGCCUUGCUACCAGCUCUUCCAAAACUGACAUCGGACAUAGUGCUUCAAAUAUAUUGUCUCCUCACCACCUUCGCCAUUGUCGCAAGACGACAUCUGGUUUCAAAUCGGACAUGUUCAUGAACAACAGAAAGAUGUAUUUCUGCCUCUCCGGCCAAUUUGAUAAUGCCAAGAACGCCUACAACCGGGUUUUGGAAAACACCCCGAACCAUGCCAAGGUUUUGCAGCAGCUUGGAUGGUUGCAUCAUCAGCAAAGCAAUGCAUUUGAUGUUCAGGAGCGUGCUAUUCAGUACCUCGAGAAGUCUGUUGGAGCAGACAACCAGGACGCACAAAGUUGGUACCUGCUGGGCCGAUGCUACAUGUCACAGCAGAAAUAUCCUAAGGCAUACGAGGCCUAUCAGCAGGCUGUUUACCGAGACGGAAAGAACCCAACCUUCUGGUGUUCUAUCGGUGUCCUCUACUAUCAGAUCAACCAGUACCGAGACGCACUUGAUGCAUACUCGCGCGCUAUUCGUCUGAAUCCUUAUAUCUCAGAGGUUUGGUACGACCUCGGUACAUUGUAUGAAUCUUGCAAUAAUCAAAUCACAGAUGCUCUGGAUGCCUAUCAGCGGGCUGCUGAGCUCGACCCUGCGAACCCCCACAUUAAGGCGCGACUGCAGCUUCUGCGAUCGGGAUCUAGUAAUGGCGGACCCCCACCAGCUGCUCCCCAACCUGCCGAUGUGCAUCCGCAAGCCUACCAGACCACCGGACCAGUCGGUCCUGUUGCACCGUCCUGGGCUGGACCUGCUCAACAGCCUCCUAGCAACGGACCGCAUCAUCAACAGCAAGGAGGAGCCGGAGACAGCUGGGCUCGGGGGCUUUCGGGCGUCAACCCACCACCUCAACCUCCUAAUCCUUAUGACAACCGUGGUGGCGAUGGCUUCCGUGGAGCUGUGCCUCCUCUGCAGCGCCAGCCUACUCCUCAGCAGGACCAGCAAAUGCGCCCAGCUUUCCCUGAGCCUGGUCGCUCUGCACCACCACCUCGUCGUGGUCCGUCACCUGGUCCUUCUAGCCAUCAAUAUUCCCAGCCUCCUCCAUCGCAGCAACAGCAACCACCACCCUCACAAGGUCCGGCUCUCGGCCCUGAUGCCCGUGUCCCGAAUCCUAACUGGGGUGGCCAAGUCCCUUCAGUGGCAUCAGCUCCUCCCUCGGGUCAUUCGAAUGGAGUGAAUGCACCUAACGGUGCAACUCCAUUCAGGGCUAACAACAGCCCGCGCCCCGACGGUAGACCGCCUCAUGAGAACCGUAUACCUUCUCCUAAGACAGCCUACCCGCAACACCCACCUGGUCCUCCUUACAACCAUCACUCAGAAGCACCGCCUCAAGGUGCUCCUGAGAGUGCUCAUCCUCCCCCUGCUCCCUUGGCCGAGAGCCACCCACAGCGAACCGAGGAGCGGCCAGGCUCUGCUGGCCCCAAGCGAGUUCGGGAGUGGGAGGAGGAAUCGGCCGUUAAGAAACAGGCGAACGAGGAAAACCGUGCUCGCCUUGAGGAUUUGCGUCAUCGGCGACCUUCAACACCUCCACGCGAGCGUGACCCCUACCGUCGCAACUCUUCUGAGGCGAGACGUCCGGAAGAGCCAAGACGGCCUGAGGAGCCACGCAACGAGGGCUACCAUCCCAGUGAAGCUGCUCACCACUCGCAGAACCACUCUGUUGGCCCGCAGAAUCACCACCCAACAAUCCCACAGGGUCCGGCAACUGUUUCUACUCCUAGUUCUGAGAAGCCUCCCCAUGCCCCCCCUGCUCCUAAGGAUGAGCGUGCGGCAUCUGGGGAGCAGCCCGCAGCUUCUCGUCCUGCAGCCCCUACCAGUGAGCCGGAGCGGGCUGCAAGAGACAUUAAGAUCAAUGAUGACUACGACGAUAGUGGAGAUGAUGAAAAGAAGACGGCCGUACUGGCCAACGGGUCCGGACCCGGAUCUGCUUCGGGAGAUGCUAAAACAUCCACACCAACAAACGGUGCUGUUAACGGGACUCCGGGCCCUGCACCGAAAACUGAAUAA
Molecule: messenger RNA, 2667 nt
Organism: Clonostachys byssicola
Lineage: Eukaryota; Fungi; Ascomycota; Sordariomycetes; Hypocreales; Bionectriaceae
Source: the annotation of a GenBank genome assembly